CUGUAAUCCGGGUGAAGGUUCUUUGAGAACCGUUCAUUCAGGGUACACGUGCUCGGUGGAUGAGAUCCCUAGCGAUCUGUCUACCGUCUGCGUUGCCGGGGAAAGUUGAGCAGCAUUAACCCCUGGCGAGCUAAAAACUAAAGUCUGUAAGGUUUCUUCUCUCUGCCAGCCAGAGUCCGCGCUUGUAACAGGGGUCAGAAGGUUAAUCACAUGACCGCCAAAUCAAAUCCUAUUGGUGGGAAAUGCGCAUGCAGAGAGAAUGGAACCCUUACAAGUGCCGGUAAUGGCCAAUAUUAAAUCUGGCGCCGCGCCGACUGGACAUCCACAGCCCAGGCGACAUCCAAAUUACAUUUACCAACCACCGCCAGCACGCCACGGCGUCCAGCAACCUCCAAGACGACGACGACGACUACAACAACAACAACCCGUGUCGUAGCCUUGCGUCAAGCCGUCUACAGAAGCGCCGCUGGGAGUCAAGUACAUGGACCGCGCUCUGGACAGGUUCCUCAUGGAGCAGAGCCGAGCAGACGACCCUCCACCACCCCACCCCCAUGCCAACCUCCACAACCACCACCAUCAUCACAGCAUCACCCCGCCCACACCCCCAGGCCGCUAUGGCCUCUCCCUCGGGACCUUGCCCUCGAACCCGGAGGCAUCUGACCUUGACCUGCGAUACCUUCCCCCGCCUCCUUCUCACUACAGCUUCAGCGGCCUGCUGGCGACGCCUCUGUCUCAACAGCUGGUGUCUACAAACUCACCAAGGGACGAUCUCCACACCGGCUCAGCGGACCAAGAAAAGUUUUCAGAGUUCCCAUCAACACCAUGUGUAACACAGACUCAGCCCUCCACCAGCGUACCCAGUUCUAUGGUCGUGUCCACCCAGGGUACUGUAGACGGCGCUCGUACCAGGAAUGAAGAACAGUCAGCUGGGGCGGCCCCAGCUCGGCGAAAACAGCGAAGGUACCGAACUACUUUUUCCAGCGCACAGCUGGAGGAGCUGGAACGCGCGUUUCAACGCACACAUUAUCCAGAUGUAUUCUUCCGCGAGGAACUUGCACUGCGAGUGGAGCUCACCGAGGCUCGUGUACAGGUGUGGUUCCAAAACCGCCGGGCAAAGUGGCGCAAACAGCAGAAACAACAGCAAGGGAGACAAUCCGGCCGAGAAGAUCCAGGUCAUGCUCUGCCGGCGACUUCAAAAUUACCUCCUCCUUUGCCACCUCCGCUGCCCCCCACCCCACCAGCUUCCUCUCCGCAAGUUGGGUGUCCAUCAUCAGCCGGAGCCCCCUCCCUCCCUCUUCCUGGGGUCUACUUCCAUGGUAACCUGAGUAUGGACUGGACGGCACCCAACAUGGCGCAGUCAUCGUUAAUGACGUCAUUACUGACAGGGAAGAACGCUGCCCGCUGCUGCGUCACUCAGUCAAAGGCCGUGUGUCCUGGAGAUUUUUCGGACCGUGGGGUUGGCGCCGCGCCAGACAGCUUCCAAGCCUUUCACACAACCAGCUGCCACACAGACGGUCUCCUAGCAACGCAGGGCGACGCACGAGCGAGCAGCAUCGCCACGCUUCGUAUGAAAGCUAAGGAGCACAGCGACGCCAUCGCCACGAUAUAGUUCCUGGGUGACGUCACAAGAGUACUGCUGGUCGAAAAGUCGAACACAUUUCGAACAAAAAGACUGGCUUAAUGUGGUGAUGGUGAACAGCAGUCGCUCAGUAUCCAUCAGGUCGUGAUGGACGCCGACCAAAGCAUUGCAUGGUGUAUGAGCACAUCGCCUUCAGGACUGAUUCCGUCAAUAAACUGUUAUCUGCGGAACCAUACCUGUGCGAAAUUUUUGUGGUGAAUAUUACGUGUAGUCAUGUAGAGCUGUAUAAAGGUCGUCUAAAAACUAACUUACCAACACAUCUACACCAUCACAGUCACCAUCAAUUAAA
This is a messenger RNA of Pomacea canaliculata, 1928 nucleotides long. Its product is annotated as ALX homeobox protein 1-like. Gene Ontology annotation, biological process: regulation of transcription by RNA polymerase II. Gene Ontology annotation, molecular function: RNA polymerase II transcription regulatory region sequence-specific DNA binding; DNA-binding transcription factor activity, RNA polymerase II-specific. The coding region runs from base 482 to 1609 and encodes 375 amino acids. The record is from RefSeq and is a predicted model, not a curated record. Lineage: Eukaryota; Metazoa; Mollusca; Gastropoda; Architaenioglossa; Ampullariidae. The transcript has 7 exons.